AUGGCACCCGUCGCAGUCGCCCCCACUACCACCACUGUAUUCGUUAGCACCCUUAAGACAGUUGUUGUCUCUCCACAAGCCAAUACUCUCCACGACGUCAUCGCUCAAGCUGUCGACCAGUAUCCCUUGCACGAGCUUGGUUUCAUAACCUCCUCGGCACAUGACUCCUCCAUACAGACAAAGACUUUCAGCGCGUUCAACCAAAAUGUUCGCAACCUUGCACGUGCGAUGCUCGAGUGGGGAAAGCCCACAGGGUCAGUUAUUGUAGUGUACCUGACCGAGCACGAAGACAAUAUGGCUGCAGUGUGGGCAUGCCUGUUGGCUGGGUAUGUGCCCUGCUUGCAGCCGGCACUUAGCGCACAACAGGCGCACAAGGAGGGUCACGUGGCCCAUAUCAAGAACUUGUUCGGAUCAGCUAUUUGGCUGACCAGCGAGGUUGGCGCAGAGCAGAUCAGCUCGAUCUCUGGUCUGGAGGUUCACCUGCUCUCCGAAUUAAAAUCGUCUGCAGAGAGCUUUACCGUGGCAGCCGACUGGGUUGCGUAUGAGGCCAAGCCAGACGAUGAGGCCAUUCUAUUCCUGACCUCAGGGUCAACUGGAUUCUCAAAGGCGGUCGUGCACACGCACCGUACCAUCCUUGCUGCUUGCCGUGCCAAGGGCCAAAGCUACGGCCUGACUUCCGAGUCUCAAGUAUUAAACUGGGUUGGAUUUGAUCAUGUCGCGGGAUCGUUGGAAAUGCACAUAACCCCCCUGCUAUACGGUGCUUCGCAACUCCACGUGCAUGCAUCUGCCAUUCUGGCCGAUCCCCUUCGGCUGCUCCGUCUGAUCGAUGAAAAGUCCAUAGAACUAGCGUUCGCGCCCAACUUCUUGCUCUCCAAACUGACUCGUGAUCUCGAGAAGCGCACGGACCUGUACGGAUGCUUCGACCUAUCCUCAAUCAAGCGCAUCAACAGCGGAGGUGAAGCAGUGGUUUCCAAAACCGCGCAAGCCUUUGCUGCUACAAUGAAAAAGCUCAGCGAGAACCCCUCCGCGGUGUCGUUCGUCAUCUCUGCUGGAUUUGGAAUGACCGAAACUUGUGCCGGAUGCAUUUACGACCCUGUUGAUGUCCUCGCAACCGAGCCUGCUCACGAGUUCCUUGAUCUCGGACGUCCCAUCAACGGAUGCGAGAUGCGCAUCGUUGAUCCCGCUGAUGGUGCUACCCUGCGCCCCGACGGUGAGAGUGGCGAGCUUCAGGUCCGCGGACCGAUGGUCUUCGUACGCUACUACAACAACGCCGAGGCCACGUCCUCGAGCUUUGUCGAGGGCGGCUGGUACCGCACCGGUGAUGUAGGCAUCGUCGAGAACGGCGUCAUGCGCCUCAGCGGUCGUAUCAAGGACACCGUCAUCGUCCAUGGUGUCUCAUAUGGUAUCCCUGAGCUCGAGACACACCUCCAGACCGAGACUGAAGGAUUCAUCAUUUUCUACUCGCCAACUUUCGAUCUCGACGGACCAGAUGCCUCAACGAAACUGUUUGCCACGCACCGCGCCUUACGGGAUAUCUCUGUGAAAAUGAUCACUCUGCCUCCCCAGAUCGUCAUUCCUAUCCCCGUCAACCAGAUGGAGAAGACCACUCUCGGAAAGCUGUCUCGGGCGCGUCUGAUCAGCCUCUUCAAGCAAGGAGGUCUUGCGAAGCACAUCGCCCGCGCUGAGGAGCUUCUCAGCGAGGCACGCGGCGUUUCGUUCGUCACGCCAUCCACCGAGAUCGGAGAAGGCGCUUGCCAAGAUAUAUGCAGGGCAUCUUCAACCUCCCGGAAAGCGAGGUCUCAGCGAGCGACAACUUUUUCGAACUCGGCGGCACUUCUAUUGAUGUCAUCAGGCUCAAGCGCGAGGGAGAGGAACACUUCGGGCCUGCCUGAAAUCCCAACCAUUCAAAUCCUCAAGCACCCCGUCGUCUCGAGCCUGGCCAACUACGUCAACGCGCUGCUGUCCAAGGACAGCCAGACUGAGGAACGCCGAUCUUCUUCGUGCACCCCGGUGUCGGAGAAGGUUCUCAUCUUCGUCAACCUCGCCAAGUACUUCCAGAAUGAGCGUCCGUUCUACGCUCUCCGUGCUCGUGGCUUCGAGCCCGGCCACCCCUUCUUCACAUCCAUGGACGAGAUGGUUUCCUGCUAUGCUGCAGCAGUCAAGAGGACGCAGGAGACGGGACCAUACGCCAUCGCCGGGUACAGUUACGGCGGUGUCGUCGCGUUUGAAGUCGCCAAGCGGCUCGAGGCCAUGGGCGACGAAGUCAAGUUCGUCGGUCUCAUCAACAUUCCUCCUCAUAUCGCCGACCGCAUGCACGAGAUCGACUGGACGGGCGGCAUGCUCAACUUGUCGUACUUCCUCGGUCUCGUGUCGAAGCAUGACGCGAACGAUCUGACUCCUGCUCUGAGACCGAUGACGAGGAAGGAGCAGCUCGAUGUGGUGUGGAAGCUGUCGCCUCCUGACCGUCUCGUCGAGCUCCAGCUGACGCCCGAGAAGCUUGACCACUGGGUGGACAUCGCCGGGUCUCUGAUUGAGUGCGGGAAGGACUACAACCCAUCGGGCUCAGUUUCUGCAGUUGAUGUUUUCUACGCCAUUCCUCUUAAGGGAAGCAAGUCUGACUGGUUGAACAACCAGCUUAAGCCAUGGUCUGGCUUCAGCCGGGGCGAGCCGUCAUAUACUGACGUUCCUGGGCAACACUACACGCUCAUGGACUUCGACCACGUCCCGCAGUUCCAGAAGAUCUUCCGUGGUCGUCUUGAGGCUCGUGGGCUGUAA
Messenger RNA from Suillus paluster, 2775 nucleotides. Its product is annotated as atromentin synthetase. The transcript has 8 exons. Lineage: Eukaryota; Fungi; Basidiomycota; Agaricomycetes; Boletales; Suillaceae. The record is from RefSeq and is a predicted model, not a curated record. Gene Ontology annotation, biological process: biosynthetic process. Bases 1 to 2775 code for a protein of 924 amino acids.